UUCGUCGUGGGACUGAACAAAUUACUUCCCUUAUUAAUUUCCCUUAUUUAGAGCUUUAAAUUUUCUUCAAUUUCUAACAUUUUAUUUUUUCCCCUGGUGGAAGUCGAUAACUCAGAUCUUAAGUCUUAGGUUUUCGUUUUGAAUUGUUUUCUGGAAUUACAUAAAUCAGGGGAAACCAGCGAAUCGUCUGUUAGUUGUUUCUCGUCGGAAGAAAUUAGGGUUUUAAUUGGAUUGCGUCGCCGCCGACUCGAAUUGGGGGAACCGGUGUUUCAACCCGCGAGGUUGCUUUGGCAUUCUUUUUGGCGUUUAGAUGUGAAAUUAGGGUUUUGGGGUUGGAAGCUGCGAGGAUACAAGAUGAUUAUCAAACGGACGAUGAAAUUUGAAAUGCCGAACCUGAAACGCUGCAAGGUUGAAGAGCCUGGCUGUGACGAUGAAGAAGAAGACAGUGGUUAUACGGUGAAGCCAAAGAGACGAAAGGCGAAUGGGUAUCAUCAUUCGUUUGGUGGAUUUGAAGAUUUGAGCAGCGGCUCGGAUUGUUGGAGCAGCGAAGGGAGGUACUGGGCUGGUGAAUUGAAUUCGAAUUUGAAACAAAAGAGAGAAUCUAGUAGAGGAUUGGAUAGAUUUAAACCUCCGCUAUUGAAAUCAUCGCGAGGAAGGACGCGAAUGCUUCCUUCAAGGUUCAGUGACGCUGUUCUUGAUGAAUGGAGGAAUAAGAAAUCUGCAGUCGAGAAUCCAGAUUCAAGCUCUGAUGAUGAUGAAUUCGACGAAGAGAGAGAUAAUUUUCACUUUGGAAGGCCUAAAUUUGAUGAAAUAGUAUAUCUGGAGAGGAAGUUCAAACAUGAAACCUCCAAGUUCCACCCAGUUUUUAAAAGUGAAAGGGAAGAAGAGGCGGGGCGUAUAAGGGUUGGCAAUUUUGAUUACAGAAGGUAUUUGAGUUCUCGUGGUUCUAAGGCUUUGAUGCAUGAUAUGAGUUCUUUGCGAGUUGUAGAAACUGGGGAAUAUAUGCCCAGUUAUAAUUAUACAGGUUUAGGGAGGCUCAGCGAAGACAGAGCCGGAAAGAGGAAGGAAGUGUAUAAGCUGGAGGAUUUUUCUUUGGGUGAUAUUGUCUGGGCUAAGUGUGGGAAGAGAUACCCAACUUGGCCAGCCAUAGUGAUCGAUCCAAUAUUGCAAGCACCUGAAUCAGUCCUGAGCUGUUGCGUUCCUGGUGCCAUAUGUGUGAUGUUUUUUGGGUACUCAAAAAAUGGAACGCAAAGGGACUAUGCAUGGGUGAAGCAAGGAAUGAUAUUUCCAUUCGCAGAGUUCAUGGACAGAUAUCAGGGACAGACCCAAUUGUAUAAAUGGAAACAAAGUGAUUUUCAAUUGGCAGUGGAGGAGGCUGUUUUAGCAGAAAACGGUUACCUGGAUGCAAACCUUAACGCUCAACAAACAGCUGACCUAGAUGCCCACCCCUGCGCUUCAAGUCAGGACAGGGAUCCUUACUUGCAUAAUCAGGAUGCACGUGCCAAGGAGACAAGGCACUGUAACAGCUGUGGUUCUGUUGUUCUCUUCAAAACUAUGAAGAAGAUAAAGGGCUCGACCUCAAGAGCUGAGUUUCUAUGCAAACACUGUGCUAAGUUGAGAAAAUCAAAGCAAUAUUGUGGCAUAUGCAGAAAGAUUUGGCACCAUUCAGAUGGUGGCAAUUGGGUCUGCUGUGAUGGUUGUAAUGUUUGGGUGCAUGCUGAAUGUGACAACAUUUCUACAAAUCUUUUCAAGAAUCUGGAAACCAUUGAUUAUUAUUGCCCAGGCUGUAAAGCAAACUCCAAGUCUAUGCCAUCUACUUUAGCAAAAAAGGAGCCAGAGUUCAAGCAUGUUAGCAAGCCCAAAGAAAAAAAUGGGCAAAAUGUUAUGCCUGACAAGCUUCCUGUAAUCUGCAAUGGCAUGGAGGGAAUUUAUCUUCCUAAAUUUCAUCUAGUUGUAUGCAAGUGUGGUUCAUGUGGGUCAAAGCAGCAGUCACUUGGUGAAUGGGAAAGGCACACUGGAUGUAGAGCCAAAAAAUGGAAGUACAGUGUGAAAGUCAAAGAGACCAGGCUACCACUUGGUGAUUGGAUUUCGGCAUAUAAUACUCUUGGUGUUGAUAUUCUAAAGUUAGAUAAGCAGAAGUUAAUUGGUUUUUUGCAAGAAAAAUAUGAGCCUGUUUAUGCAAAAUGGACAACUGAGAGGUGCGCUGUUUGUAGAUGGGUUGAGGACUGGGACUAUAACAAAAUUAUUAUCUGUAAUAGGUGUCAAAUAGCUGUCCAUCAAGAAUGCUAUGGAGCAACAAAUGUGCAGGAUAUGACAUCAUGGGUUUGUAGAGCUUGUGAAACACCCGAUGUUGAAAAGCAGUGCUGCCUUUGUCCUGUGAAAGGGGGUGCUCUUAAACCAAGUGAUGUUGAUUCACUGUGGGUCCAUGUCACAUGUGUUUGGUUUCGGCCUGAAGUCAGUUUCUUGAAUCAUGAGAAGAUGGAACCUGCUAUUGGAAUCCUUAGGAUUCCAUCAAGUUCAUUUUUGAAGACUUGUGUGAUCUGCAAGCAGACUCAUGGUUCCUGCACUCAAUGUUGCAAAUGUGCAACUUAUUUUCAUGUGAUGUGUGCAUCAAGAGGAGGAUAUAGCAUGGAAGUACAUUGCUCAGAGAAAAACGGGAUACAAAUAACAAGGAAGUUAGUUUACUGUGCUGUUCACAGGGCCCCAAAUCCAGAUUCAGUUGUAGUCAUGCAUACUCCUUCUGGGGUUUUUGCUACCAGAAACUUGCUUCAAAAACAGAAUGGGUGUUUUCGAGGUUCAAGGAUGAUUUCAAAUAAGAGAAAUGAGCUGGUUGAAUCCUCAGGUCCAGAGACUGAGGAGGUCGAUGCAUUCUCUGCUGCAAGAUGUCGUGUAUAUAAAAGAUCAAGCUCUAAGAUGGCUGUAGGGGAACCAAGGUUUCACAGGCUGAGUGGGCCAAGUCAUCAUCCUCUAAAUGUGAUAAGUAGAUUGAGCACAUAUAAAGAAGUUGAAGAUUCUACCAUUUUCUCAUCAUUCAAAGAGCGUCUAUAUUAUUUACAGAGGACUGAGAACCAUCGAGUUUGUUUUGGUAAAUCUGGUAUACAUGGAUGGGGACUUUUUGCACGUAGAAACAUUCAAGAAGGAGAAAUGGUCAUUGAGUAUCGUGGUGAGCAGGUUAGAAGAAGUGUUGCGGAUCUUAGGGAGGCACAAUACCGUUUAGAAGGCAAAGAUUGCUACCUCUUCAAGAUCAGUGAGGACGUAGUGAUUGACGCCACAAACAAGGGUAACAUUGCACGCUUAAUCAACCAUUCGUGCAUGCCCAAUUGUUAUGCAAGGAUUAUGAGUGUUGGUGAUGAGGAGAGUCGGAUAGUUCUUAUUGCUAAGACCAACGUGUCUGCUGGUGAUGAACUAACGUACGAUUACUUGUUUGAUCCUGACGAGCAUGACGAGUUAAAAGUGCCUUGUCUUUGUAAAGCUCCGUUAUGUCGGAAAUUCAUGAAUUAAGUAUGAUGUGUUUUUACAUUUUGUCCAAAAAAGGGUUUUUUUUUUUCUCCUUCCAAUUUUAUAUCUCUUCUAAAGCAUUGACAGUCUCGCAAUUUAUUUUUUUGUUGCCAAUGAGUUUGUAAUUCUUUUCAACAAUAUCAUAGCAGAUAUUUUCUGUAAUUUUUUUUAUUACAAUAAAAAUAUAAAAUUAUC
Rubroshorea leprosula is the source of this 3693-nucleotide messenger RNA. Lineage: Eukaryota; Viridiplantae; Streptophyta; Magnoliopsida; Malvales; Dipterocarpaceae. The record is from the annotation of a GenBank genome assembly.